Messenger RNA from Microthlaspi erraticum, 249 nucleotides. Lineage: Eukaryota; Viridiplantae; Streptophyta; Magnoliopsida; Brassicales; Brassicaceae. The record is from the annotation of a GenBank genome assembly.
AUGAAGAGUAUGCAGAAAUUCAGCCCACAAAGAGCUUUCUACCACUCUGUUAAUGCUCAGUCGCAUGAAGAAGCUAUGCGUUCUGUGCAGGAGCUAUUUGGGAACAUCCAUAAAGUUGUCUCAAAGGCACAACAACUCAGCUGUGGUCUCUGCAGAUGUUUACCAGAACUUUCGAUCUCUCGUAUCUUCCUCUGCACUUCGUGUGACUCGGUCUCUCCUGGGAAAAGAUUCAUUCUACGUCUGCCUUAA